GAUAUUUAUAUACGACAUCGAUACAUACAGUAAUGCUGUAACUAUUGGACAGUUGUUAUACGGGGUAAUUAUCACGUUCGUAGAAGCAUUAAGAAACUUGUGUGAAGUUUACGUCCCUUGUGAAGCUCCGGUUAUUACGGCGCAUGCGUAGCCGUAGCCAUAUUGGAAGAGGAAAAAGAAUACAGAAAGAGGUACAUUUGACAGACAAGGUCAAGAAACUACAUUCACAUGAUCAGAGACAGGCUCCUGUACCCUUUUAAAGACCUUGACCCUCGGUAGACAAGGCCAAGGUCAGAGUUGAGGGGGUCAUCAUGCCCCAUUCUAAGGCAGGAAGCCUCAAAGAUCCUGAUAUUGCAGGACUCUUCUUUUUCAACGAUGACCCGGAAAAAAUAUUUGUUGACCUACGAGAAAUCGGCCAUGGCAGUUUUGGUGCCGUUUACUUCGCCAGAAAUAUUGUCAACAAGGAAAUUGUGGCCAUCAAGAAGAUGUCUUACAAUGGGAAACAAGCCAACGAGAAAUGGCAGGAUAUCAUCAAAGAAGUGAAGUUCCUGCGACAGUUAAAACACAGACAUGUUAUAGACUACAAAGGGUGCUAUCUCCGUGAACACACAGCAUGGCUGGUGAUGGAGUAUUGUUUGGGCUCGGCCUCUGACAUAGUGGAAGUUCACAAGAAACCUUUGAAGGAGAUAGAGAUUGCUGCCAUCUGCCAUGAUGCUUUGGAGGGCCUAGCCUAUCUACAUACUCAGGGCAAGAUACACAGAGACAUCAAGGCGGGCAAUAUACUGCUGACUGAGAACGGCACCGUAAAACUAGCGGACUUUGGGUCAGCAUCCUUGAUAAGUCCAGCCAACUCAUUUGUGGGGACGCCUUACUGGAUGGCCCCGGAAGUGAUUCUAGCUAUGGAUGAGGGUCAGUACGACGGCAAGUCGGAUGUCUGGUCCAUGGGGAUCACGUGUAUAGAAUUGGCUGAGCGUAAGCCACCUUUAUUUAAUAUGAAUGCCAUGAGUGCUCUGUAUCACAUCGCCCAGAAUGACCCGCCCACUCUGGCGGGAGGGGAGUGGUCUGAUGACUUCCGCCACUUUGUCGACUCCUGCCUCGCCAAACUUCCCUGUGAUAGGCCAUCCUCCUCAGAGAUUUUAAAACAUCAUUUUCUGGAGGGAACUGGUCCCAGUAGUGUCAUUAUAGACCUAAUUCAGCGCACCAAGGACGCAGUCCGAGAGUUAGACAACCUUCAGUAUCGCCGCAUGAAGAAGAUUCUCAUGGUGGAUGUAAUCGAGGGCGAGAACAGUUCCAAUGGACCAACAUCUGAUGACUUUACGACGGACGAUUCUUCCCAGGUCAGUCCAUGUGACCCCUCUCUGGAUGAUGAUAAUAUAGACAGUAGUACCAGUAAGUCGAGCAGUAUGACAAGUCAACACUCGAUGCCAAGUAGUAACUUAAGUAGCAAGUCCAGUAGUCAGAGCAGCCUCCAGGGUAUCUCCACCGACGACAGCGCAUCGACCUUUCCUCGUGAACGCAGUCCACCUCCCACUCUUCAGUCCUACAUCCUACAGGACUGGUCCCUGCCUCAAAGGUCAAGUUGUUACAGCAAUGUUCACCCCAACAAGAUGUUUCAGUCUCCUCUGCUCUUUCUCAACCUGCCUUCGAACUCAAGCAUAAACAGAAUGGAAGCUGGUGCCAACAACUUUGCCACAAUCCGGACGACCCAUCUCGUGACGAAACAGAUGAAGGAACACGAGCAUGCUAAUGAUAUGAAGGAACAAUUUACAGGCUACAAGCGAAUGAGGAAAACCCAUCAGAAACAACUGCAACAGCACGAGACGAAGUUCCAAACAGAAAUGGAAGAGCAUAAACAGAAGCUGGAUAAGGAGUAUGAUAACUUGCGACAGAAAUUCCUUAUUGAAAUGGAGAAAAUUCGCAAAAUGCAAGCAGCUGACCAGGAGAAGAUGGCACGCAAUAACCAGGGACUGGAAAAGAAACUGGUAAAACAAAUAUCAACGUCACAUGACACAGAGAAGAAGACGUUUUCAACUAUGCAGAAAAAAGAAUACAAGGUCAAUAAGGAGCAGAUGAAGAAGGAGAUUGAUGGCAGCACACCAAAAAAGGAGAGGGAAGACUUGGUGAGAACUCACAAGGACCGCCUCCUUCAACGCCAGAGAGAGGCGGAGGUAGGUCUGGAAAAACGACACAAAGACUCCAUGGAAUUUGAAAUCCGCAAGUUCCGGCGGCGAAAACUUGUGCAAUAUCACCAAAAAGAGGAAGAACAUCUGACAGAGGAGCUGAGUAAACGACAGGCUCAGUUGGAGAUGGAGCAUGCCAUGCUGCUACGCCACCACAGCAGCACACAGGAUCUUGAGUACCGCCAACUCCAGACCUUACAGAAGCUACGUGAUGACCACCUCAAAAAACAGCACCAGACUGAGCGUGACAAUCAGAAGGAGUACAACGCACAUGAGGAACAGAACCUCCGCAAGAAACAUCUGCUGGAACAUAAACAGCAACCUCGCAGUCUUAAGCAAAAAGAGGUGUUGAUACGAAAGCAGUUUCAUGAAGCUGUACAGACGCAGCGCAGACAGUACAAGGCGCUUAAGGAACAUAUACUGCAAAAUACGCCCAAAAAUGAACAGAAAGCUGUCGUCAAGAAACUUAAGGAGGAACAGGUCCGCAAACUCAACAUCCUUGGAGAGCAGUAUGAGGCUAGUAUAGCAGAGAUGCUACAGCAGCAGAAUAUGCGACUGGACGACUCGCAGGAGACAGAGGCCCAACAACUCAAACAACGACUGCAACAGGAACUGGAGCUGCUCAUGGCCUACCAGAGCAAGAUAAAAAUGCAAACGGAGGCCCAGCAUCAGAGAGAGAGGCGACAGCUUGAGGAACGAGUCUCUCUCCGACGCGCACUUCUAGAACAAAAAAUGGAGGAUGAGAGGAACAAAUUAAUGGCAGAUAGAAAAGAAAAAAUUCAUAAUUUAAAAAAGCGACAGGAACGUGAUCUUGACGAGUUUGACCAUGAGACUGGAGAUAUGGGGAUGAGUGUCAUGGAGGUGGCCCAAGCUUCGUUAGACGCCACUUACAAUGAUGAUGUGUCGAGUUUACGUGGAAGCAUGAUCAGCCUCACUGCCAGUAGCAGUAGCUUCUCAUUCUCUUCACAGACAUAAGUAUAUACUCCCCAGGUGUGAUAGCCUCCUGGGGUUUAACUCCUGGGGUUUAACUCCUGGUGUGUGUAGACGUCCAGCUCCUAAGGUGUGACAACAUGGCCGAUUGAUUCGUCACUCUGCACCGCUAGAGAGUAGAUUGUCCCUUGGAUGUGACUUAUACUCUCAAAGUCUGUGGUGUAGGUAAUCUUCAUCGACCAUCCACUCCAUGGAUGUAAUCGGGACAUAUCGGCUCCUUGGAUGUGGUCGCCUGUACAGCUAAGACACUCUACUGCAGUGUCUGUGAAGGGAGUUUGGCAACUGGGAGUGAUGCACACGAUGGCCCCUAUUAGGGAUAUUUGGGGCUUAAGGGGUCAGUUUUGCCCCUGAUUUGAAUUUUUAGAGCCCCAUGAAUGGCCGUGUGUGGCCCCCUAGACUAUAUAGGGAACUUUGCAACCCAUUGGGAUCGUGUGACAGACAGCAUUGGAUGUGAUAAAUGGAUGUGAGGAUGUUAUUGAUAAAUCUAUAUAAAUAUUAACUCUCGGGGCGACCACAAGGCCAGUUACCUCCACACAGCUUGUGGACAUUCAAUUAUAUCAUGAUUUCGUAUUCACUAACCCAAUAUUAGCUUACUCCGACAUUUUACUACUAUUGUUUGCAAUUACAAGUCAAGUCACGUAACUGUGGCCAAGGGCUUGUUUACCAGUACAGAGAGAUUUGGAAUAUCCCCUGUUCUACGGUAAAGAGGGAAGGGAGGGGUAGGGGGGCAGAAACCCUGUUAUCAUCCGGUGUCCAUUUUCAUAUGUAUAUGCACACACAACAUACUGAACUUGUACUUAUCAGCAAUAUUAUUUACAAGGAAAAUCUUAAUCUGUCAGUUAUUCCGCUUUCAGUCACCCUUAUAGUAUCCUGUAGACCCUUCUGUUGAGUAUAAAGUUAACUAGGCCUCUGUUGAGAUUUGGGAGAAAGACACAAGAUAUUUGAACACACAUAACAAUUCUUUGUAAGCUAGAUGGAUAUCCCAAAUACAUUUGCUUUCAGUUUUUUUAUAGGGAUAAACUGAGGUUUUUUAUGUUUUAGUGUCAGUUUUACUGUUUAAUGGUGCUUGAUACUUGCUAUAAUACAUUUUCUGAGUGUGAGAAAAGAUUACUCAGUUGCACCAACAACAUAUUAAUGAUACUGCAAUACUGAUGGCUGAAAAAAAUCUUGAUGAUCAAAAGUAGAAUGCACUAGAUUCACUUGAGAAAUGUGUGAUUUUAUUUUUAAUCUCUGGUUUUAGAAAAUUAUAUUUCAAUUGCUAGCUAUAAAAUCUAGAUAUUUUGGUUUCCAGUUUAGAAAUGAAUUUAUGAUUUUAACUCCUGUCCUUUUGUUUUAGAUUUUGUAUGUGUUGGUACCUACUAAGAAAUGAAAAAUAUCUAAAUGGAAUGCUGUCUGCAGGGCAACAUUCGUGUUAGAAACAUUUUUUAAAAAAUUUUGUUUAAACAAAUACUCCAUUACUUAGUCAUUGGCUCAUCAGCAAUAUAUACAGUGUGUAUAUAUUUAUAUAUAUGUGUAAGUAAACUGAUGUAGAAGUUGGCCGUUAAUUCAACGCUUAUCCAGCAAUAAUUGAUAUCUUAAAGGCAAUCAAAACAGAUAAACAGGGGCCAUGAGUAGACAUGUUAUGAUUAAAGGUAGUGCAUCUCUAUAAUUUCUGCAGUACAGCCAUUCUGUUCAAAACUUGAUAAUAGUAGCAUUACAAGCCCCUGUGAUCUGGAUGAAAUUUUCCAACACUGUAAACUCCAUUCACAGGAUAUUGUUAUAUAGUUUGCCUUGGUUUCUGUUUCAAUUCUACCUCUUAUGUUUUUACCUAAUCUUAUAUCCGGCCUAUAUAAAGAUAGGUAGCGCAGUCAUAUGUAAAUAAACCACUAUCUCAUUCUCAUUGGAACACGGCUCCAAUAGACAUUGGACGCAAAACUGACCAAGCCAAUGAAUAAUAAUCAUACAGCAGUAAGACAUCUCCAAUGUACAUUGACUCUCAGAUGAUUUACUGAGUUUAACAGAAAUGUUUCAGGAUUGAAGUUCAUGUCACUGGACAAAUCAUUCUGACACUAUCUCUUGGUGUUGAUGCCCAACCACAAUACAAGGAAUUUGAUAGCUAUGGAUUGUCAGAAUAAUUUGGACUGGACAUUGAUAGAUUGUCAGAAUAAUUUGGACUGGACAGUGAUAGAUUGUCAGAAUAAUUUGGACUGGACAGUGAUAGAUUGUCAGAAUAAUUUGGACUGGACAGUGAUAGAUUGUCAGAAUAAUUUGGACUGGACAUUGAUAGAUUGUCAGAAUAAUUUGGACUGGACAGUGAUAGAUUGUCAGAAUAAUUUGGACUGGACAGUGAUAGAUUGUCAGAAUAAUUUGGACUGGACAGUGAUAGAUUGUCAGAAGAAUUUGGACUCAAUACAAUUUCAGUGCAGAUAUAUUACUCCAAUAAAUUUUACAGUGAAAUGUGCCCUUGAGAUACAGCAUAUUAGUCAGAUCUACCCUCCAAUCCAGUAUUCUGUGAGACAGAUAAGGCAGGGCAUCUGUAUACACAGGUUAUUUAAGGCAGUUGUUAGAAGGUCAUAUGUAAACCUGUUGUCACUCUGCUGCAAGAAAAUCCAUUUGAACUGCUGCCUGUUGCCCUGGUAACAUAUCAACUGUUAAACUCCAUAUUGCCAUGGUGAUGUAACUCUCAUAAAUAUUGUAGCUACAUACUACUACCCCAUAUAUUUAUAUUGAAGUUAUUACUUAAGCCAUGUACAAACCAAAAGUAGAAUACAUUAUGGUAAGCGGGUGUGUGUUUUUAUGGUCAAGGGUUGGCAUAGUUACAUUGAACCCAGUGUAUAUGUGACAAGGUGUAAAUGGUUAGUAAGAUAAGAAGUGACAGACGGACAUUUUGUUUUUAUUCUGUUGCUAUGGUGACAGCUUCCCUGUUGGUUUUAAUACUAUUAUAUGCAGUCAUUCAUGUGUAAACUGUUUUAACAUCAGUUCUAGGAGGGGGAAGGGGGAAAGGAACAAGAAACUAUUACAACUGUAAGGCCAUAGUGAAACCUGUUGAAUCUGACACCCAAGGUAAUGGACUUCUGUCUUCAUUAACUGUUUGGUUUAGACAAGAAAUCAGAAAACAUCGGUCAGGUUUAGUUAUAAACAGCCAUAUUAAGAUCAAACAGGAUGUCAGGGUCAGAAUAGACAGGAUGUCAGGGGUCAGAUUAGACAGGAUGUCAGGGGUCAGAUUAGACAGGAUGCUAGGGUCAGAUUAGACAGGAUGCUAGGGUCAGAUUAGACAGGAUGUCAGGGGUUAGAUUAGACAGGAUGUCAGGGGUCAGAUUACACAGGAUGUCAGGGGUAAGAUUAGACAGGAUGUCAGGGGUCAGAUUAGACUCUGGUGGUCUGAUUAGACAGGAUAUUUGGAAACUCAAGAUUCAGAUAAGAAAGGAUUUCUGAGUACUCAGUGGUCAGAUUAGACAGGUUGUCCGAACUUUGGUGUCAGAUUACAUGGGUUCUGUUCGUGGUUUUCUAACGUCACUGGCAUCCGAUCUGUACGACUCUCACCAAGUUUAUAGAUAGAAUGAUCUUGUCUAACCCCCACAUAAUUACUGCUAGAUUCUUCUCUGUGUGUAGUACUUGGUCCGAUGGUAGGUCAUUUUCUUGUGAGGAUGACUUGUUUGCCAACUUUUAACAAAUGUGUAUGUAACUUGAAACAUAUAGACUAGAUAUUUAACUCUCGUGAUCGAAUGUAUUGAACAAUAUACAUUGGUAAUGAUAACAAUAAACCUAUUACAAAAUGUU
Messenger RNA from Ylistrum balloti, 6929 nucleotides. Its product is annotated as serine/threonine-protein kinase TAO1-like. NCBI's taxonomy places the organism in Eukaryota, Metazoa, Mollusca, Bivalvia, Pectinida, Pectinidae. The coding region runs from base 312 to 3155 and encodes 947 amino acids. Gene Ontology annotation, biological process: protein phosphorylation. The transcript has 21 exons. Gene Ontology annotation, molecular function: protein kinase activity; ATP binding. The record is from RefSeq and is a predicted model, not a curated record.